Messenger RNA from Closterium sp. Yama58-4, 1536 nucleotides. The record is from the annotation of a GenBank genome assembly. NCBI's taxonomy places the organism in Eukaryota, Viridiplantae, Streptophyta, Zygnematophyceae, Desmidiales, Closteriaceae.
AUGGGAGCAGGCAGCGGAGACGCCGACCGAGCAGCAGUUGACAAACGACAGUCGGCAGGGCUGCCGACCGCAGGGGAGAAGUCGGCUUGGACGCCGACUGUGGUGCAGCCGGACGCUGAGGGCAGCGACACAGGAGACGACGGAAGGGAGCCGUCGGGCGCCGCGGAAUCCACGGACAGCGAUGUCGUGGAAGUUCAGCCCGGGCCAUGGUGGACGGGCCGACUUCAGCGGCCGCCUGACUUCUUCAUCCACGCUGCCUUUACCACGGUGUACGACGUGGACGCUGACGACCUGGCGUACGACGACGCCGAGGAUGACGUCGACCUGCCGGAGCUCGACCCCGACAUGCACGCCGACCCCGAGCACCGCUGGGACAUUUCUACCAUGUCGGUGAAGGAGGCGCUGGCGAGCUGGAAGGGCCCGGCGGUGAAGGCCGCCAUGGAGGAGGAGAUCCGCAGCCUCAUCAAAAAGGGCACAUGGGAGCUCGUCGAACGUACGCCGGGGGUGAACAUCAUGAAGAACCGGUGGGUGCUGACGACGAAGUACCGCAUCGACGACACCGCCGAGCGCGAGAAGGCACGGCUGGUCGUGAAGGGCUUCACGCAGGUGUAUGGCGCCGACUACGACAAGACGUACGCGCCGGUGAGCAGCUACGUCACGCUGAGGAUCUUCCUCAGCAUCGUCGCCGUCCUCGACUUCAACCUGAUGCAGCUCGACAUGAAGAACACCUUCCUGCAGAGCAAGCUCGACCGCGUGCUGUACAUGUACCAGCCAGACUACUUCAACGACGGGACCGGCCGGGUCGACGAGGCCCUUUACUUCAAGGUCGGCGCCGCCAAAGUGACCUGCUGGGUGCUGGUCUACGUCGACGACCUGCUCACCGCCAGCAGUAUUGCCGAGAUGCUAAAGGAGCUGCUGGAGGCCGCCUUCGAGCUGCGGGAGAUCUCCCCAUUGCAGAAGUACCUCGGGCUGGAGAUCGUGCGCGACAGGCCAGCGAGGAAGCUGUGGCUGCACCAGCGGGGCUACGUCGACAAGCUGCGCAAGUGGUUCCUCGACGAGGAGCAGACCGGGCGCACCCCGAAGACGCCGGUCUCGGUCGACGCCUACGCCGAGCUCACCUUUGACGACGAGGAGGCACAGGAGCGCCAGGAGGAGGAGUACCGGCAGAAGGUCGGCUCGCUGCAAUUCGCGGCGACAACGACGAGGCCGGACAUCGCCUUCGCCUACAGCAAGCUGGGGAGCGGCCUCACAGUGAGGAGCGACCAGCACUGGCGUGAGGUCGACCGCUGCCUCGCCUACCUCGCCAACACCCUCGACACCGCCCUGGAGUUCGGCGUUGGACCUGAGAUGCUGGAGUUGAUCGGCUACGUGGACUCCGACGACGCCGGUGACAAGCAAAGCCGGACGAGCACGGGCGGCUAUGUGUUCGUCUACGGAGGGGCCGCGGUCUCCUGGUCGAGCCAGCGCAUCAAGUGCGCGACGCUGUCGUCGACCGAGUCGGAGUACGUGGCGGCCACCGAAGCUGGCAAGGAGUGA